Coprinopsis cinerea okayama7#130 is the source of this 6696-nucleotide messenger RNA. Its product is annotated as acetyl CoA carboxylase. Bases 1 to 6696 code for a protein of 2231 amino acids. The transcript has 13 exons. Gene Ontology annotation, biological process: fatty acid biosynthetic process. Gene Ontology annotation, molecular function: ATP binding; metal ion binding; acetyl-CoA carboxylase activity. Lineage: Eukaryota; Fungi; Basidiomycota; Agaricomycetes; Agaricales; Psathyrellaceae. The record is from RefSeq and is a predicted model, not a curated record.
AUGUCGCCCUACGACCACUCAAAAGUACAGCACUUUAUAGGAGGAAACUCGCUGGACAAGGCACCAGCGAGCAAUGUGAGGGAUUUUGUAAAGCAACAAGGAGGGCAUACGGUCAUUACCAAGGUCUUGAUCGCGAACAACGGUAUUGCCGCUGUGAAGGAAAUUCGAUCUGUUCGACAAUGGAGUUACGACACUUUUGGCCACGAGCGGGCCAUCGAAUUCACUGUAAUGGCCACCCCAGAAGAUCUUAAAGUCAACGCGGAGUACAUCCGCAUGGCUGAUCGAUAUGUCGAGGUCCCUGGCGGUUCCAACAAUAACAACUACGCCAACGUCGACCUCAUUGUCGACAUCGCUGAACGAGCUGGCGUCCACGCUGUCUGGGCAGGAUGGGGCCACGCUUCGGAGAACCCAAGGCUCCCAGAGAGCUUGGCGGCAAGCAAGAACAAGAUCGUUUUUAUCGGUCCCCCUGGCUCUGCAAUGCGCAGCCUUGGAGACAAGAUCUCCAGCACCAUUGUCGCCCAGAGUGCUGACGUUCCAACGAUGGCCUGGUCUGGUACAGGCAUUACAGAGACUGUGCUCUCAGACAACGGAUUCGUCAUCGUUCCCGAUAAAGCUUAUCAAGAUGCAUGUGUCACAACAGUAGAGGAAGGCCUUAAGCGAUCGGAGCAGAUUGGUUAUCCUGUGAUGAUCAAGGCCAGUGAGGGUGGAGGUGGAAAGGGAAUCAGGAAAGUCGACAGCCCGGAGGCAUUCAAGAAUGCAUUCCACGCGGUAGCAGGAGAGAUCCCAGGUUCCCCAAUCUUUAUCAUGAAGCUAGCUGGCCAAGCUCGUCACUUGGAAGUCCAGCUUUUGGCAGACCAAUACGGCAACGCCAUUUCGCUUUUCGGACGUGACUGUUCGGUCCAAAGGCGUCACCAGAAGAUUAUCGAAGAGGCACCAGUCACCAUCGCCAAGCCCGAAACGUUCGAGCAGAUGGAGCGUGCUGCCGUUCGCUUGUCUAAGCUCGUGGGUUAUGUCAGUGCCGGAACCGUCGAAUACCUUUACAGCCACGCAGAGGAUGUGUUUUACUUCCUCGAGCUCAAUCCUCGUUUGCAAGUCGAGCACCCUACGACUGAGAUCGUGACGGGUGUCAACCUCCCAGCUGCCCAACUUCAAAUUGCUAUGGGUAUCCCUCUCCAUCGCAUCCGUGAUAUCCGACAACUCUACGGCGUCGCGCCGAACGGAACUUCGGAGAUUGACUUCGACAUGACAAACCCCGAUUCCGCCCAAUUGCAGCGUAAACCAAGGCCCAAGGGUCACGUCGUCGCUGUCCGGAUUACCGCCGAGAACCCCGACGCUGGGUUCAAACCUUCCUCAGGUUCAUUGCAAGAGCUCAACUUCCGAUCCAGUACCAACGUCUGGGGUUACUUCUCCGUCAAUAGCGCCGGAGGACUCCAUGAAUUUGCCGAUUCGCAGUUCGGUCACAUUUUCGCUUACGGUGAGGAUCGUAGCGAGAGUAGGAAGAACAUGAUCGUCGCCCUGAAGGAGCUCAGCAUCCGUGGCGACUUCAGAACAACUGUCGAGUAUCUCAUCAAACUCCUAGAACUCGAAGCCUUCAAGGAGAACACUAUCACCACCGGAUGGUUGGACUCUCUCAUCAGCAACAAACUCACAGCUGAGCGACCGGACGCCACCCUCGCCGUGAUCUGCGGAGCAGUCACCAAGGCCCACCUCGCUUCGGACGCAUGCUGGACGGAGUAUAAGCGCAUCUUGGACAAGGGACAGGUCCCUGGUCGCGAUGUUCUCAAGACAGUGUUCGGCAUCGACUUCAUCUACGAGAACGUUCGAUACUCCUUCACUGCAGCCCGCUCUUCCCAAACGCUCUGGACGCUAUACCUCAACGGAGGCCGCACCAUGGUGGGCGCCCGACCCCUCGCUGACGGUGGUCUGCUCGUCUUGCUUGAUGGCAAGAGUCAUUCCGUCUACUGGCGGGAAGAAGUCGGCGCCUUGCGCUUGAUGGUCGAUGCUAAGACCUGCCUCAUCGAACAGGAGAACGACCCUACCCAACUACGCAGCCCUAGCCCGGGUAAACUCGUCCGCUACUUGGUGGAAAGCGGCGACCACGUCAAUGCUGGUGACCAGUAUGCCGAGAUCGAGGUCAUGAAGAUGUACAUGCCCCUCGUGGCAUCAGAGGACGGUGUCGUCCAGCUCAUCAAGCAGCCAGGCGUCAGCCUUGAGCCCGGAGACAUCCUCGGCAUCUUGACUCUCGACGACCCCCAACGCGUCAAGCACGCCAAGCCAUUCGAAGGACUCUUGCCGGAAAUGGGCCCCCCGUCUGUUGCUGGCAGCAAGCCUCACCAGCGCCUUUCGCAGUCUCUCAGCGUCCUUCACGACAUCCUCGACGGCUUUGACAACCAAUCGAUCAUGGCGUCGACCUUCAAGGAACUCAUCGCUGUCCUCCACGAUCCUGAACUCCCUUAUGCCGAAGUCAAUGCCAUCCUUUCCUCUUUGUCUGGCCGUAUCCCAUCUAAACUCGAGGACAGCAUUCGCACAGCCAUGGAUGUGGCUAAGGGGAAGGGUGAUGGACAUGAAUUCCCUGCACUCCGUAUCAAGAAGGUCAUCGAUAACUACAUCCAGGAUGGCAUCCUUCCCCAGGAUCGCACAAUGUUCCGUAGCAAGAUCGAGGGUCUUUACACAGUCCUCGAGAAGUACCUCCACGGUUUGAAGGGUCAUGAGACGGAGGUGAUCGCCAGCCUUUUGGGACGAUACGAAGCCACCGAGAAACUGUUCGGAGGGAGCAUCGAAGCUCGCGUCCUUGCACUCCGCGACCAGCACAAGGAUGACCUCGACAAGGUCGCCAACGCUGUCCUCAGUCACAUCAAGGUCCAAAGCAAGGCCAAGUUGGUCUUUGCGAUCUUGGAAUACAUCAAGACCAGCAACUUGAAUGUGUCGAACCCCGAGUCGCCACUCUACAAGGUCCUCCAGGGCCUCGCGGCUCUUGAAGCCAAGUCCUCUACCCAAGUCUCCCUAAAGGCCCGAGAGGUUCUUAUCUUGGGCCAGAUGCCUUCAUAUGAGGAGCGACUGGGCCAGAUGGAGACCGUCUUGAAGAACUCCGUCUCCAGCAACUACUACGGCGAACCAGAUUCUUCAACUCGUACACCAUCCGCUGAGAUCCUCAAAGAACUCAGUGAUUCACGAUAUACUGUCUUCGACGUGCUUCCAGCCUUCUUCGGCCACCAAGAUCCCAUGGUUAGAUUGGCCGCCUUGGAAGUUUAUAUUCGACGCGCCUACAAGGCUUACUCGCUCCUGUCCCUAGAUUACGAGGAAGGUGAUACCCUCGACGAUGGGGAAGUCCCAACGGUUGUCACAUGGCGAUUUAAUCUUGGACAAUCCCACUCACCGCCAUCCACUCCUCGUAUUGCUAUCGGAGAGAACAGGCGUUCAGCUUCAGUCAGCGAUUUGACCUACAUGAUCAACCGCCAUCAAUCCCAGCCCACUCGAACUGGUGUUAUCGCCUCGUUCCCCAACGUCGCAGCCAUGGACAAGGGUUUCGGAAAGGUCGUCUCACUCUUGCCUACGUUCGACCAUGCCGAAUUCACCGAACGUUACGGAAGCAACAAUGAACCCCCGAACGUUGUCAACAUUGCAUUGAGGAUUUUCCGCGAUGAAGAUGACAAGCCUGAAGACCAAUGGAACCCAGAGAUCGUCGCCUUCGUGAACAAGAACAAGGACCUCCUGGUGCAGCGUGGUGUCCGCCGUAUCUCCAUCAUGCUCUGUCGCCCUGGCCAAUACCCGGUCUACUUUACCUUGCGCGAUUUCAAGGGUACUUGGGGCGAAGAACAGGCUAUCCGAAACAUCGAACCGGCACUUGCCUUCCAGCUCGAGUUGAGCCGCCUUUCCAACUACAAUAUCACUCCUCGUUUUGUGGAGGCAAAGCAAAUCCACAUCUACCAUGCCGUUGCUCGCGAAAAUCAACUCGACAACCGCUUCUUCAUUCGAGCCUUGAUCAGACCUGGACGUCUCCGCGGCUCGAUGAGCAUGAAGGAGUACCUCAUCUCCGAGACGGAUCGCCUGGUCACCAGCAUCCUCGACGCCCUCGAAAUCGUCAGCGCACAGCACAGGAAUGCCGACUGCAAUCACAUCUUCAUGAACUUCGUCUACAACCUCGCUGUUGAGUACGAAGAUGUUGUUGCCGCUAUGGCUGGCUUCAUCGAGCGACAUGGCAAACGACUCUGGCGCUUGCACGUCACCAGCUCGGAAAUCCGAAUUGUGUUGGAAGACACUGAAGGAAAUAUCACCCCCAUCCGAUGCACGAUUGAGAACGUCUCCGGCUUUAUCGUCAACUACCAUGCUUACCAAGAGAUUGUCACCGACAAGGGUACGACUAUCCUCAAGUCGAUUGGGGACAAGGGCCCUCUCCAUCUCCAACCUGUACACCAGGCGUAUCCUACCAAGGAGUCCCUACAGCCCAAACGAUACCAGGCCCACCUCAUCGGCACUACCUACGUUUAUGACUUCCCCGAUCUCUUCUCCAAGGCCCUCCAAAACGUUUGGCUCAAGGCCCGAACCUACGACACCUCACUCACUUUGCCCAAAUUGCUGCUCGAAUCGAAGGAGCUGGUAUUGGACGAGCACGACCAAAUUACUGAGGUGGAUCGUGCGCCGGGCAACAACACCUUCGGUAUGGUGGCCUGGGUGUUCAAGAUGCGAACUCCCGAGUUCCCUGAAGGGCGCAAGGUUGUCGUGAUCGCCAAUGACAUCACCUACAAGAUCGGUUCCUUCGGCCCAACCGAGGACCAGUUCUUCUACCUUGUUACCCAAUACGCUCGCCAGCAAGGCUUACCCCGUAUCUAUCUUUCCGCCAACUCGGGUGCCCGCAUCGGCGUCGCAGAAGAAGUUAUCCCCCUGUUCUCUGCGGCUUGGACCGACCCCGCUCAUCCCGAGAAGGGUUUCAGCUAUCUCUACCUCACGCCGGAGAACUAUCUCAAGCUCAAGGAGAAGAGCCCAUCCUCUGUCAAGGUCGAAGAAAUUGAAGACCAGGGAGAGCGCAGAUUCAAAAUCACUGAUAUCAUUGGUGCCCAGGAUGGCUUGGGCGUCGAGUCUCUUCGUGGCUCUGGCCUCAUUGCUGGAGAGACCUCCCGCGCUUACGACGAUAUCUUCACCAUUACACUCGUCACCGCUCGCUCCGUCGGUAUCGGUGCUUACCUUGUUCGACUCGGAGAGCGUGCCGUCCAGGUCGAAGGUCAACCCAUCAUUCUCACUGGCGCUCCCGCCCUCAACAAGGUCCUCGGUCGCGAGGUUUACACGUCCAACCUUCAACUCGGUGGUACCCAGAUUAUGUUCAAGAACGGUGUCUCCCAUCUUACUGCCAGCAGCGAUCUUCAAGGUGCUACUCAUAUCCUGGAAUGGUUGUCGUACGUUCCUGAAUAUAGGAGUGGUCCUCUCCCUGUCCGGGAGGCGUCAGAUUCGUGGGAUCGCGAUAUCGACUACACUCCGCCGAAGGGUGUCUACGAUCCCCGCUGGUUCAUCGAGGGCAAGGUGGACGAGCAGACCUCGGAAUGGUUGAGCGGCUUCUUCGACAAGGGCUCUUUCCAAGAGACAUUGAGCGGAUGGGCUCAGACUGUCGUGGUUGGCCGCGCUCGUCUCGGUGGUAUUCCUAUGGGUGUCAUCGCCGUCGAGACGCGAACUAUCGAGCGAGUUGUCCCUGCCGACCCCGCCAACCCCGCCUCAUUCGAACAACGCAUCAUGGAGGCCGGUCAAGUGUGGUACCCCAACUCCGCAUACAAGACCGCCCAAGCCAUCUUCGACUUCAACCGCGAAGGCCUUCCUCUCAUCAUUUUCGCCAACUGGCGUGGUUUCUCCGGCGGUCAACAGGACAUGUACGACGAGGUCCUCAAGCAAGGGUCCAAGAUCGUCGAUGGCUUGUCUGCUUACAAACAGCCCGUCUUCGUCUACAUCGUCCCCAACGGUGAACUCCGUGGUGGUGCAUGGGUCGUGCUCGAUCCAUCCAUCAAUUCUGAACAGAUGGAGAUGUACGCAGAUGUCGAAGCUCGAGCAGGUGUGUUGGAGCCUGAGGGUAUUGUCGAGAUCAAGAUGCGACGGGAGAAGAUUACUGGGUUGAUGGAGCGCAUGGACUCUGAGUAUGCUGCUUUGAAGAAGGCCAGCAAGGAUACAUCCAAGUCUGAGGACGAAAGAGCCGCUGCCCUCAAGGCUCUUAACGACCGAGAGACCCUUCUGCAACCUGUCUACAAACAGAUCGCUCUUCUGUAUGCUGACCUUCAUGAUCGAACUGGCCGUAUGGAAGCCAAAGGCUGCGCCAAGCCCGCUGUCUGGAAGAACGCUCGUCGUUAUUUCUAUUGGGCACUGCGCGCCAAGCUCGCCCGAUCGGCCGCUCUUGCAGAACUCGCCCAAGCAAGCCCUGGAACUACCUAUGAAUAUCGAGCUCGACUCCUUAGCAACGUUGCCGGUAUCGACUCCUCUUCCGAUCCUCGCCAGGCCACCGAAGUCCUCGAGAACCUUGACCUCAGCCGCACUGUUGCAGAGUUGCGCUCUGACUAUCUCGUUCGCCAAAUGCUCGACUUGUCCAAGGAAGAUCGCAAGGCUGCCAUCGACGGUUUCACUCGCCUCGCGGACACGCUGUCGGAGGAAGAGAGAGCUUCUCUCAUCUCUGUUCUUCAGAACGGUCCCCGAUCUGCUCCACCAUCCUACAAUACUUCAUAA